ACGCAGCUGUGGGAGCAGAUGGGGCUGAGCCUGGCUCCAGCCCUCCCUCACCUCAUCUGAAAGCUGGCAGCCCCACAGGCAGUGUCUCUUCCCAAUGACCCCCUCCCAGGGGUUGUUGGGGGGCUCUGGUUCUUGGAAAGAGGUCCUACAGGAGCUGAUGAGAACUUCAGAAAUAAAGUGGGAGCUCCAUACUCCGUGGCACCCUCCUUCUUCAGGGAAAGUAGAAUGAAUCAAUCAGAUGCUGAAGAAGCACUUGUCAAAAUUGGUUUCAGAGACCAAACUACCAUGGACAAAGUGUUUGCCUGUAGCCCUUGUCAGAACACGAACCACUCACAGAAAAGGCUUAGGAGUAUCGCCCUAUGAAGUGCUGUUUGGGUGGCCGUACUUGGGAAUGGUGAGAUGCCCGCUCUUGAAACCAAGGUGCACUCAUCCCGUGUUGGAGGCUGGUCCUAAUAUGCACCUGGAAGGAAUAAAGGCUUUAGCCUGAGUGGGAUGGAAUGGACUAUUUCAGGUACUGCAGUGGAUGUUGUCUACCUUGACUUCAGCAAUGUUUUGUUACAGUCUCCUGUGACAUCCUGGUAAUGAAGCUGAGAAAGUGUGGGAUAGAUGAGUGGAUGAUGAGGUGGGCUGAGAACUGGUUUACUGGCUGAGCUCAGUGGUGGUGAUGGGCGGCACAGAGUGCGGCUGGAGAGCUGUGAGUGGCGGUGCUCCCGGGGGUUGGUGCUGGGUCUGGUUGUGAAGGGGAGAUUGUGUUUGUGCUGUAGAAGCUUUGAGUAUUUUCUGUAUGUAGUACUGGCUUUACUGAACUUACAGCCCUCUUGUGAAAGAGCCGUUUGCCUUCCACUAAGAAAGUUGCUGAGCAGAGUUAAAAAGUUAAAGAUUCGGGGUGUUCUGAUUGGGGUGGAAUUGAGGUGGGAAAGAAAGACCAUAUAAAGGGAAAUUGCAUGUACCCGCUCUCUGUUUCACGCUUUCCACGAGGUUCGUGAAUGCAGAAUGAAGCUGUACUUGCUAAACGUUGUGCUGUUUUUUUGCUGUUGCCGAAGUGGGGCAGUGACCAGGGAGUACUACAUUGGGAUUAUAGAGACAGCAUGGGACUAUGCUCCUGGUAGUACUGAUAUCAUAUCUGGACAACGUUUUGCAGAAGAAGAGCAAGCUGAAGUCUUCCUUAAAAGAGGACCGCAAAGGAUAGGAAGCAUUUAUAAGAAGGCUGUCUACACUCAGUACACUGAUGUUUUAUAUGAUGUGGUAGUUGAGAAACCUUCCUGGCUGGGUUUUUUAGGCCCUAUCAUUAAAGGAGAAGUUGGUGAUUCCAUUGUUGUUCACUUGAAAAACUUUGCUUCCAGAAACUACACACUGCAUCCACAUGGUGUAAAAUAUACAAAGGAAAACGAAGGUGCUUUUUAUCCAGACUAUACCAAAGGUUUUGAAAAAAGAGAUGAUGCUGUGAAGCCUGGAGGCCAGUACACUUAUACGUGGGAUGUGACAGAAGAUCAAGGUCCUGCUGAAGGAGAUGCAGACUGCAUUACCAGGGUUUACCACUCUCACAUAGAUGCUCCAAGAGAUGUUGCCUCAGGGCUUGUUGGGCCUUUAAUCAUUUGCAGGAAAGGUAAAACGUGGAUUAACUACUACAUAUGCAAGUUGAUUGAUAAUGGCACUUGA
Molecule: messenger RNA, 1659 nt
Organism: Lagopus muta (rock ptarmigan)
Lineage: Eukaryota; Metazoa; Chordata; Aves; Galliformes; Phasianidae
Product: ferroxidase HEPHL1-like
Exons: 5
Coding region: 994-1659 (221 amino acids)
Biological process (GO): iron ion transport
Cellular component (GO): plasma membrane
Molecular function (GO): oxidoreductase activity; copper ion binding
Source: RefSeq, a predicted model, not a curated record